Stylophora pistillata is the source of this 7285-nucleotide messenger RNA. RefSeq names its product unconventional myosin-IXb. Gene Ontology annotation, biological process: intracellular signal transduction. Gene Ontology annotation, cellular component: actin filament; myosin complex. Gene Ontology annotation, molecular function: GTPase activator activity; actin filament binding; ATP binding. The record is from RefSeq and is a predicted model, not a curated record. Lineage: Eukaryota; Metazoa; Cnidaria; Anthozoa; Scleractinia; Pocilloporidae.
AGGUACUGUUUCACAUCAGAGGACCGGUAGAUCCACGGGAUGAUAGAAAUUGCUCGGAAAAUAGAGUUUUAAAGGAUCGCAACAACGGCUGAAGCAAGGACUCAAAAGGGCGUUGGAAUUUUGGAGAGAAAUGUCAACACAAGGAGAUUGUUGUCACUGGAGUAAAAAGUAUCAUUUUCCGCCAUAUCUCUAUGGCUGAGAGGAGAGGUAGCACAACUCGUUAUGUUAAACUUCGCAUAUUCGCCGGUCAGUUGCUCGCCGCUGUCCAGUCCACUGUGAUAUCGGUUUCGGAGACUGCCACGACAAGGCAAGUAUUAAGAUUGACUCUCGGACAAUUGGAAAUAAACGAAAAACCGGAGAAUUUCGAGUUGGUCGAGGUUUGCUAUCGAGAUAGUGUUUUGGACGAGGACAGCGAGAGGGUCCUAAGUGGAUCUGACCAACCCUACAAAGUUCAACAGAGUUGGAGAAAGUUGCCUCCAAAAGUCAGAACUUCAUAUCGACUUUUUAUCCGAGAAAAAGUCGACGAUAGAGACGAAACGAAACCAGAACUACUCCGACAACAUUGGAUGGAUUGCCACGAAAGCGUAAGGAACUGCCACGAGUUAGACUUCGAUCUGGAAUCCAAACUUCCUGAUGACGAUCUCUGUCGUUUGCCAACGUUAUCAGAGCAAACUUUGCUCGAACAUUUGGAAGAAAGGUUUUCCCAAGGACGUAUUUAUACUUACGUGGGAGAAAUACUCAUCGCUGUGAACCCCUUUCGCUUUUUUCCUAUGUACAAUCCAAAAUUUAUAAAUGCAUACAACAACCGGAACUUAGGGUCCCUUCCUCCACAUAUUUUCGCUAUUGGCGAUGUAGCUUUUCAUCGUAUGCUGCGAGAGAAGAAAAGUCAGUGUGUUGUGAUUAGUGGCGAAAGUGGAUCUGGGAAAACGGAAAGUACUAAGCUUAUAGUUCAUCAUUUGACGGCUUUGGGUCUAAAAACUCAAGCUACGUCAGUGGAGAAGACCAUUCUUGGUGUCGGUCCGGUCCUUGAGGCUUUUGGGAAUGCUAGCACUGCAUACAACAACAAUUCAAGUAGAUUUGGUAAAUUUACUCAAAUCAAGUUCAGGCCUGAUGGAGCUGUAUGUGGAGCUGCUUUGAGGAAGUAUUUGUUGGAAAAGUCAAGAAUUGUUUCACAAGCUCCAGAGGAGAGUAUCCAUAUAUUAUCCACCAAGCAGAAUGAAUGCUACUCCCUAGAAGGGAUCGACGAAGCCUAUGAAUUUCUAAGACUCAAAAAAUCUAUGGAAAUGGUGGGCUUUACAGCUGAUGUGCAAAAGAGAAUUUUUAGCAUUUUAUCUGCUGUACUGCAUAUUGGAAAUAUCAACAUUUCGCAAAGACCAGGACAUGAAGAAGCCAUUGUAAGAAAUAGUGAAGAUCACACCAUUGACAUUGUCUGUGAUCUCCUGAUGGUUACUCGGCACAAUCUUGUUGAAGUUUUAACAACAAAGAAAACGAAAACCAGAAAUGAGCAGUUUAUUGUACCAUAUAAAUACGAAGAGGCCAUAGCCACAAGAGAUGCAAUGGCUAAAGCGCUGUAUGGCACUCUGUUUGACUGGAUUGUGUUGCAAGUGAACCAUGCAUUGGCUAUCAAGCAAUUGAACGUAGUAGAGGGAUGCUCUAUAGGAGUUUUGGAUAUUUUUGGAUUUGAAGAUUUCCAGCAUAACAGUUUUGAGCAAUUCUGUAUCAAUUUUGCCAAUGAAAAGCUUCAAUUUUACUUCAACAAACAUGUGUUCAGGCUAGAGCAGGAUGAAUAUAUUUCUGAAGGAAUUGAGUGGAGGAGUGUGGAGUUUGUUGACAAUGCGGCAUGUUUGGAUUUGAUUUGUGGUCGGCCAACAGGUCUGUUAAACUUGAUCGACGAGGAGAGCAGCUUUCCUGGUGCAACAGAAAGUUCUUUGUUAGCCAAGCUGGACAAGAAUCAUUCAGGCCACAAGCAUUACGAACAGUCUCUUAUACAGCAGGCGUUUGUCAUCAAGCAUUAUGCAGGAAAUGUGAAAUAUAAUAUCCAGGGAUUUUUGGACAAGAACAGAGAUCUCAUGAGGCCGGACAUUUUAAGCCUUCUCAAGAACAGUGAUUCAAGAUAUGUGAGGGAACUACUCGGAGCCGAUCCGUUAGCAGUGUACAGAUGGUCAAUUCUCAGGUCCUUUUUCAAAGCAGUACAUGCUUUCAAAGUGGCGGGCAGAGAGUAUCGCUCAAGUGGAAAAGCAAAUGAUCGUGUGGUUAAAAGUCCUGGAGGACGAAAGAGGAAAACUGUGUACAGAGAUUGGGAGCAAGAUCCUAACAUGAAGGGAUCAAGAUUGCAUGCCUUUAAUUCUGAUGAAGGACAUCCAAACAACGAAACAGCGAAUCUGUUUCGAAAAGCUUCGAGGGUGAUCAGGAAGAUGCAAAGUAACAAACAGGUGGCCAAGCCGCUCUCAAAGAUUCGUCAAGGUCUAGAAACCAAACGCGACAUGACUGUGCGAACGUUGGAUUACCUGUUCAGAACGAUGCAGCGAGGGAAAGGAACGCCCAAAAACCCACCCACAGUCAGCGCUCAGUUCCAGUCGUCUCUUGGUCGUCUAGUGGAGCUCCUGGAAGAGGCCCAGCCUUUCUUUGUUCGCUGCAUCAGAUCCAACGCAGAGAAAGCUCCAAUGAAAUACGAUCGCGAUCUGGUGGUUCGUCAGCUGAGGUACACUGGCAUGCUGGAGACUGUGCGGAUCAGGACUCUUGGCUAUCAGUGGCGGUUCACUUUUGAGGAAUUUGUGAAACGGUACAGCUUGCUGUUUCCGCGGAAGGAUAUCAAAGAUGUACGCGAAGAGAUGCCGGGUAUUCUAGAAUCAUUGAAACUGAAUCCUCGUGAGUUCCAGAUAGGCAAAGAAAAAGUAUUUCUGCGAGACAGUCAGCAUGCUUUGUUGCAAUCUCGGCUGCACUUGGAGCAGAUCCACAAAAUCUGUGUGUUACAACGAUGGAUCAGAGGUACUCUACAGAGAAAGCAGUUUAUUCGACAAAGAAAUGCUGCUGUCCUGAUACAGGCCUGCUGGCGAGGUUACUUAGUUCGUGCUGACCUCGAGGAACAGUCUCUUGCUGCUCUUCGGAUCCAGUCCUUGUGGCGAAUGUACUUGGCGCGGCGUGAGUAUCACAGUAUUCGUGAGAGAGUUAUUUUGCUUCAAAGUCAUGCAAGAGGACACUUGGCGAGAAUAAGGCAUUUACAAAGACUUGAAGAACACAAGACGAAGCCUCUAUCACCUCUGCAGGGAUCUCCUCGGCAAUUUAAUCGAUCUCUUAGUGACCCUCAAGGCUACAAUGCACUUUUUCCCGAGGAUGAUUUUAGUGUUGAGGAGGAUGAAGGAAGUGAUGUGCAAGAACUUUCACAUAUUUACGAAGAAAUAAAAAAUCCAGGAUCGCCUAGACAACGGAGUCCCUCUAGGGUGAAGGACAUAUCCAAGAUAUUCAGCGGUACCUCGCCACCAAAUGGAUCAAAAUGCCCGGUUGUCCGCCAGAGAUCCAAUUCGGAACCAAACAGCCCUGAAUUCGCGCGGAGUCGUCCACCGCCGCUGGAGCUUUCUCCUUCGCCCACCAAACGCGUGGCACCCUCCAAGCUAAGUCCCAUUCCGUCACCGACACUCACCUUUAACAAAGGAAACGAAAGGGGCGACGAUUUCAAGUCAAACCCGAGACUUUCACGAAGACUCACCAGUAGUUUCCGAAAGCGCCUUUCCUCCAAAAUGAAGCCCGGGCAUCGGUAUAGCACCUCGGACGUUCUGGAUGACCGAGGAAGAACCACCUCUCCCCCGUUGUUCCAGGAUGAUUUAGCUGUUGGGAAAACUACUGAGAAGGCAGAUUUUGCAGCCACUCUCAGUCGCACUGAGUAUGGUGGCAAGGUCAAGAAAGGGUUGUUUCGCAAGAUCGCGCCUAGGAACUCAUUCAGGAGAAAGUCUGAUUCCAGUUUGAACAGAAAUAAUGCAAAGAAACCCGUGGAGCUGGAUGGGCGGAUAGGAUCAAGUGACGAUAUGACUAAGGCCUUGAAACAAACCAAGAUAGUCAGCUAUGCUCACCCUCAGGGACCCGUCCAGUGGAAAAAUACCGGCAGGAAGCUCAUCCAGGGCACUGAAGAAUUGGGUGCACUAGAGGCUUUCCUUAUGAAUAAGGUGUCAAGUUUGAAUAAAGAAGAAAAUAAGCGUGACACGAUCGUUGACCGCGUGUUUAGAAAGGCUCUUCAAGAAUUCCAUAUGCAACUCAUUUCAUCGUACGCCGUCCUCAUGAAGGAAGACAAAUCGUUUACUCUGAAUUAUGAAGACUUGAUGGGUCAGUUUGAAUUCACGCUGAAGAAGACAAUCAAAAGCGAACGCAUCAGUGCCAAUUUUCCUGUCAUUAUGGGUGUGAAUGCUUUCGGAGGGGUGCUGUCUGAGUUCAUCGCGUUAAGAACGCGAUCGGAAGCCAAACACACUAGGGACAAGCAUCAAAAGAAAGCUCAUUUGAAGAAGCGAAAACCAUCUGAGCUCACGUUGUUCAACGGUCAUAGAUUCUCUACCACUCAAUUCAGUAUACCGACAUUUUGUGAGCAGUGCGGAGGGUUUAUAUGGGGAUUGGACAAAGCAUUCGUCUGCCAAGAGUGCAGAUUCACUUGCCACAAGAAGUGUCAUACCAAGUCUCAAAACAUUUGCAGAAAGGGAACGAACAGGUCUAAAGGAAAGACGGAACUGUUCGGUGGUGACCUAUCGGACCUUGUAUCGAAUGAAAAUUCUGUACCACCAUUAGUGGACAAACUCAUCCAAGAUAUUGAAGCGAGAGGUUUAUACAGUGAGGGUCUCUAUAGAAAAUCACCGAGCAAUGUUGCAGUAAAAAAGCUUAAGAACGAAAUUUGUACUGUGGGAAUUGAAAAUGUAUCAUUAGACGAGUACACUGUACAUGUAGUAGCUGGCGUUUUGAAGCUAUUCUUCCGGCAGCUGGCUGUACCCGUUAUUGCUGCAGAUUUUUACAUGGAUUUUAUACGUACUGCAGAACUAUCCGAUGAAAAGUUACGUUUACAAGCUCUUUACAAUCUGGUACAAAAGUUACCUCGAGCGUGUCAAAACACUUUGGAGAGACUUGUUUUUCAUCUUGCCAGAAUAACACAACAACAGGAGGUGAACCUUAUGAAUGCAAAUGCUCUGUCAAUAAUUUGGGCACAGUGUAUCAUGGCCACACCCCCCGGAAUGAGCGCGUUGGAAAGCAUGCAAGACGUCAGUAAACAGACCAAAUGUCUUGAAACCCUUAUUCUUGGUCAGUUAUCCAAGAUCCGAGCGACCAUCAACAACAUCCGAGAAAUUGAUAUUGCGUCAGAAUCUGCUCACAGACGCUUGUCCUUGUUGAACGUCAACGAAGGAGAGGAUGAUGGUUUGGUAAAGAACGGUCUUGAAGGCGAAGAAGAAGAAGAAGAAAAGCGACUUCUCACGCGGCAACUAUCUGAUUUUCGAGAACAGAGAGCUGUUUUGACAGCCAAACUGACAAGCUUGGAGCCCCGGAAGGGGGCAGACAGUGGAGAAGACAUGACUAGUGAUGACUGUCAAACAGAUGACGACUUGGAGGGAACUGAAGAGGAGAGAGUGGAAGAGUGCGCAGUUUCCUUUGACCUCCCUGCCACCCCGGUCCAGUUAGUUCAUCUUACAAAGAAUCGCGUCAGACAACCACUAGUCAGGCGGCGGAGGCCAACAAGAACCAAGUUACGUGAGCUUGCAGUUCAAAGAUGAGACAUUCUGUGACUUUCAACCUGCAGAGUGUGUUAUAUUUGUGCCUUCAGGGAAGAGUAAACGACGAUGAUUCUUCACUGGUUUUGGAGUUUGCCGGUUCUACAUCAUUCAAGGAAGCCUUUCAGGAUCAAAGCGAAAUAAGAGAUCUUGCGAGGUGUUUUCUGAAGGUAAUGGAGACCCAAGAUGCCGACCAGUGAAACUUAAAUGAUUUUACGUACUCAGAAAAAAUACGGAUGAAUAACGAUAACAGAUAUUGUCUCCGUUUUGAUUUCGUUGGUCAAAGGAACCACAGGGUUUUCCUCAACUCAACGUCACAUUGAUCGUCAGGCAAGUCUCCAUGAGAUGAAGUCUUGUGUGACAUGGGUCGUCACGCAACUAUUUGAAAGGAUUCUUACAGAUGCGGUGUCUUCUACAAAGGAAUCUUAGAUCUAAGCGAUAGAGUCAAUGACAAUAUGUUUGCAGCAAUUUAUAGACGCUUUUCCUAUUGAGAGUGUCUCCAUCAGCUUUCACUAAUUUUGAAGAGAUUUUUUAAAUUGAAUCUUACAUGGCAGCUUUAAUAUAGCGCGUGAAACGUGAUUAGUGGUACUUCUCGUUUACGCUCAUUUUGAUAUCAUUUACAGCUGAUUUUGUGGAGCCAAAAAAUAAAGAAGUAAUUCGUUUCGUCUUUCGCUGAUAAUAUUUACUAAGGUUUUUGGGGAAUACCGCUUUUAAAAAUUCGUCUCGCCAACCAAGUCUGAAAUUAAAGUAAUUAGAACUUUUGUAGAUACAACCUCUUUCAUAGGGUCUCGAAGGAAAAAACAUCCUGAGGAAACCGUGGGUAUGAGGUUAUACUAAUUAUGCUGUGGCGCAGGCGCCAAUUUGAUACGCUCAAAGCCUCCUGAGACGGAUGCAAUAAGAUAUGAAAAACAGAAAAAGAAGGAAAGAAUCAAAUUCUCUAGAAUCUACUUUGUCACAGCUAUUAGCUUUGCGCGCGGUUAUUAAAACAAUCAAAUAAUUUUCCAUGAUUUUAAUGCAAGGAGCUUAUAUCAUAGGUAAUCGGGAAGUGUUUCAACGUUUUUGAUUGAAACUUUAUCCAUCUAACUUGUAUUGGAUAAAUGAAUGACACAAUUAUAUUGAAAAUGGAAAUUAUACUAUUAGAUGUAGGUAGCGGGAAAAGAAUGAAAACGGCAUUAGGGGACUUUUUUUUUGCAUAGGCAUUAAAUCUCCCUAGCUCGCAGGCCAUAUGAAUCAUUUUACUUGGGCAUACACAAAUUAAUUAUGAAGUCAAAAAUUGUAAACAAAAUAUUAAUUCCUUAUGGUAGGAGUUAUUUAAUUUAUACGUAAUGUUGAAAAUUGGUAAAUGAACGGCUUUCCAGUAGUUUUGUACUUCUAUUGUAAUAUAUUGACUCGUACAUGUACUUAUCAUGCGACCAUGCGAUGUGAAGUAAGAAUAGCAAAUUUAAGAGUGUAACGAGUCUCGAAGUUUUACUGUUUGUUACGUAGUUCCUUUGUCGGUUUUGUGCCUUUUAUUAAAAUUAAAUACGAGCGCACUCAAACCUCCCAAA